GUCGUGGUGAGAUGUUGUUAUGUGUGGUGCGGGCUGUGACUUUGUGUGUUCGUGUUUCGAAAGACGAACAGCGCGUUUUGUGCUGCAACUGUGCGACGGAUGCGACUCUGAUGCACAUACAGUGUCACAAAUGUAAAGAUCUCCUUCUUUGUCUUCAGUGUUUUGCUUCUGGUGCUGAGCUGGCUGACCACAAGCGAAACCACAGCUAUAAAAUAGUGAAUAAUGGAGCUUUUCAUGUGCUUUUAUCUAAUUGGAGUGCUCACCAUGAUCAUGCAUUAUUGGAAGCAAUUGAACAAUGUGGAUUCGCAAACUGGAUUGACACUGGUCAUGUACUUGGCAGAACAGCAGAAGAAUCACAGAAACAUUUUCAAGAAACGUUUGUCGAUGGUGAACUUGGCAACAUGUUACCCAAAGACUUUCAUUCCAAAGUUCUCAACAAAGUUGGCGGUGAAGUUCCUCCUGUAGUAUGUGAUCCUAACGUCGUUGCUGGUUCAACUGACUUGACGGUAAUACAACAGAGAGAUCUGGGCUACAUGCCGGAGAGGAGACUUGAGGGUGACAACAAGGCCGAAGGAGAGCUGAACAGUUUGACUAUUGGUGUAACGGAGACUGGACUCGAAGCCGCUCUACGUUUUGUGUACCCUGAAGCCUACCUUCUUAAACUGAGAGAACAAGACAGGAAGAAAAGAAUUAUUCAGCAGUUAAGGCUCGUCUCUAGCAGACAAUUGUCUACCAUUGAUUCUGAGGCUAAGCAGUCGACACAAGCAGACGACGUUCUUUCUGUGCUGAGACCUUUUGCUCGUUUCCUCUCUCACGAAGAACACGAGCAACUUCGGAAAAGUGUCAUUAGGGAGUUGCAGUUGAAACGUCAGAUAGAAGAACUUGUUGAAUACAGGGAGAAUGGUAUAACAACAUUGUCAGCUUCACAUGAUUUUAAAUUGGCAAGACAACGAAGAGAAAGAAUGCGAGAGAUGGCAGCAAGACGGAAAUCACAGUGGUCUCAGUCUCCAGUAAGACGAGCAUCAACUUCAUCAGCCUCAAAACGGACAGAUAAAGUUAACAAGCAAGACAAAGAACUAACUGAAGAAAUCUCUCAGAUGACGGGAUUCGAGAUGUUAGGCCAUCGUGAACAGCAGGUCUGUACCACACUGCGCAUGACACCGAGCAGAUACACGACACUGAAAGGAUUAAUGGUGAAGGAUCACGCCACCAGAAGGAAAGGAAUGGCAGUAAAGACUCGGUAUCCGGCUUGGCUCGAGAAGAGUCACAAGAAAUAUAUAUUCAACUUUUUACGAGACUGUGGCUGGUUGCCCACAUCAUAAAUUAUUACCAUUUGGACGUCAGUGAGAGGAUCCACAAACAGUAUUCUGUAGACUAGAGGGGCAUGCCUACUGGAUGGGCAGUACACAGUCAAGUUCGAUCUUUGCAUGACCACUUUCUUAUAGUAUUAGGAAUACAUGCAUUCAAGCAUUGGUAUGUACUUGAAUGUUGUUUGAUACUCUAUUGUGUAUUGAACUGUUUCUGUGUCGUUUUGUAUUGUCAAAUGGUUAAUAUAGAAGGUUAAGU
Molecule: messenger RNA, 1566 nt
Organism: Corticium candelabrum
Lineage: Eukaryota; Metazoa; Porifera; Homoscleromorpha; Homosclerophorida; Plakinidae
Product: transcriptional adapter 2-beta-like
Exons: 17
Coding region: 12-1322 (436 amino acids)
Biological process (GO): regulation of transcription by RNA polymerase II; chromatin remodeling
Cellular component (GO): nucleus; SAGA-type complex
Molecular function (GO): zinc ion binding; transcription coactivator activity; chromatin binding
Source: RefSeq, a predicted model, not a curated record